AUAAAAAUAAAUGAAAAAUAACUCGCGCGGUUGCGCGGAUCGAGAUCUAGUGUGACAUUAAAUUUUAUUAAUAUUUAUCAGCAAAACACAAACAACAUGAAAUUGCAUAUAUCUCAUCUGAAAUGAUAAACAAACUUCCGGUGUUAAAACAAAAUUUUAUAUUUUUUUAAGUAUUUAUUUAUAUAUUUACUAGAAUCCUAAAUUUCACGUUCCAAAAACUUCACUCCACCCUUCAACUCUAAACCCUAAAUUUAGAUUAGUUAAUCAUAUGGAUAUAAGUAUCUUUUAGUCUUCAUUAAAAGUGAUGGUAAAAAUGAUUAGUGUAAGCAUAAUGAGUGGUACUAUGAAUGUGGUAUUUGUGACAAUUUCCCUUUCAGAUACUUUUGUUCAUUUAAUAUAAAAGCAUAACAUAAUUUCAAAAAAAAAACUAAUUUUGUAGUUAUAACUAAAAUGUUAUUAUAAUUUACAUAAACUUAAUAAAUUUGUUUUUUAAACAAAUAAAAUUAUACUAUUAUAUAUUUUGUGAGAUUGUAUAUUAAUACAACCUUUCAAUAAUUUUUAUUUAACAUUUAAAUGUGUAUUUUAUAUUAAAACAUAACAUAAUUUCAAACCUAUUAUUAAAAAAUUAUUUAUAAAAUUUAGAUAGAAAAACUAAAAUUAUGUAACCCAAACAUUUAUCAUGUUUAAGGAAAAUAACUAAAAUAAUCAGAUACAAAAAAUAAAAUAAGUUAUGUAUAAAACUUAAAAAUAUAUAACAUUAUAUAUAACCUAAGUCGACCAAAAGAAGAGGAAAAUAAUUUAAAAAAAAAAAGCAUCCGCGGCUCGACGAUGGUUGCUUUCUUGUCUGGGUAUUCAAGGAAGGAGGUUGAUCGCCGUAGGAGCAGCUAUAUGAAAGAAGUGAAUAAAUCCGAGGGGUUCGAUGUCAGUGGUCUUCCAGUACCAGACUUUGCUCCUGGACUAAUUGAAUUCAUCUGUAAUGAUACUUGUUCCCCCUUAAUCCUCCUUUAUGCCAAGUUGGGCCUUCAUCGUUACAAUUUGGUCCAGGGGAAAAACUUACAGCUCAGCAGCGUUAAGAAAUACAACCAGUCCAUGGGUUCUGCUGCUUCCUCUUACUACAUAACUUUGGUAGCUAUUGAUCCAGCUACCCAGUUGCCUCAAACUUUUCAGACUAGAGUUAAUGAACUACGCUAUGGCGAAUUGGUUUUGGAUUGCUGUAUUGCUAAACCUCUAGGCGAAACCCACAUAUGUGAAAUCAAGAAAAGCAGUGAUCACAAACCUGUGGAAGACUUGCUCCAUACCUUUCCUGAGUGGCCGCCCAAGAAUCCUUUUAAGAAAUCAAACCGAUGUUACGUUCUGAAGAAAUCAGAGCUGCGAGAGAAUGAUGAUUGGAUUCGUCUCUACUUGGAACUUGCAGUUGCCACGACUAAUAGAAACACCCUUGAGAACCAUCUUCUGUCCAACUUGAAGAUUGUCAAAGUAGCUAUAGAUACUACUAGUAACCAAGAGGGACUCGACUUAUUUGCAAUUGUCUACAUAAGAUACAAGGACUCGUGCGAGGCUCGAGUUGGUAAGGAUGUUGAUCGCGUAGCUGUAGUCAGAAGAUUCUUCAAUGAAGGCAUGGGAUCCUUCAGUUUAGUGGGCCAAAACCUGGGUAUUAUACAAAAAAAGAGUAACAAACAACUUUUGCGUUUCAAACCGUGGCUGCUAUAUACUCCUAGGUGGCGGCUCAAGGCAUACAGACACAGUGGCCUUACCUUGUCUCGUCGUGUGCCCAAGACGAGAUCCAUCGAGUUUUUCUUGAGCCAAUUCACGUUCAGAGAUGAUUUUACCAAAAAAAGGAAAAGAAUCAGAGUGCGACACUGUCCUCUAAGAGCAUCUCCAACCCAUCUCUAUAUUUGCCUCUAAAUGCUAUAAUAGAGUAAAAUCAGCUCCAAGCCAUCUCUAUUUCUUCCCCUAAAAUAGAGAUUGCUAUUUUUUCCUCUAUAUAUAGGGGAAAAAAUAGCAUUCCUCUAUAAUAGAGGCAAACUUUUUUAUUUACAAAGUAGUCCUCUAAUUUCUUAUGAUUGUAACUAAAAUACUUGUGUAUGAAAGAAAUACAAUUCUUACAUAUAAAAUCACACUUUUUUGUUUAUAUACUAAUUAUUAAUUUUAAUAACUGCUGUUAUAAUCAAAAUAAAAAUUAUUAUUAUUUAUUUAAAAGUCAAUUAUAAUUUUAAAAAAUAUUAUUUUAAAAUUACUACAUGUAUAAUUUUACAUAAUAUGAUUAUUGAGGAUGAGCGUGAUCUCGAUGCACCAAUUGGAAUUGGAAGAGAAGCUCCACCUCCGGAAUUCCAAAUACCGGAUAAUGAAGAUAACCGAUUCCAAGAGUUUCUAAGUCGAUUCAGAAAAAUCAAAGAUAAAGAAGCUCAUUUCUC
Brassica napus (rape) is the source of this 2414-nucleotide messenger RNA. Its product is annotated as UPF0725 protein EMB2204-like. The transcript has 5 exons. The record is from RefSeq and is a predicted model, not a curated record. Bases 829 to 1905 code for a protein of 358 amino acids. NCBI's taxonomy places the organism in Eukaryota, Viridiplantae, Streptophyta, Magnoliopsida, Brassicales, Brassicaceae.